AUGAACUUACCCCCUAAUCCUCCUGAAAUAUGUGUUACUUCCGUUUCCUCGGAUUUUGAUAAGUUGAGUAUCUCUUCUGACGAUGCUAAGGAAGGGGACCGUUAUGACCGCGAUCGUUAUAAUAGAGACCAUGACGGCGAGGGAAGAGGAUACAACAAGAGGGAUCAACGACACGAAGAACGAAGCUAUGAGAAUCACAGACGUGGAGUGAUGAGAGGCAGCGUGAGAGGGGCUAGCUCAUACACGCGUGGGCAACCGACGCGAACAUUCACAGCAUUGAAUCAUGACGGCAACAACUAUCAACGCGAUGAAGUGCCGCCGCAGAGAAAUGCAGGUUAUUCGCCAAGAGCUUUAGACAAUGGCGCUUUCUAUGAUACUCGAGGCGGCUAUGUGCCUCGAGGUGGCUAUGUUGGACGCGGACGUGGAGGAGUUGUAACAUCUCCUCGCGGUGGUUACUGUCCACGCGGGGACAGCUUUCCAACUCGAGGAUUCACAGGACCGAAGCGGUACUCGGAACAGCGUGGCGAAAUUCUACCGCCGGCAACAAUUGCUGUACCGGCUGUACCACCACCGAUUCCUCCACCACAGCAUAACUUCAGUAUGCCACGUCAACCGACCGAUGUGGUAUACUUCGAUCCCACCCAGCAGGACAAUUUCAAAAUUUUUCUAUUUGUCUAG
Molecule: messenger RNA, 678 nt
Organism: Cylicostephanus goldi
Lineage: Eukaryota; Metazoa; Nematoda; Chromadorea; Rhabditida; Strongylidae
Source: the annotation of a GenBank genome assembly